AUGUCCAACAAUUCAGAUUCACCGCGCCUUGAAACUUCGGGCCAGCCUGAGAAAAAUCCCAACUCCUCUACGGUCGUUAUCGAUCCUGAUGGCGAUCUUUGCCUUACGGUUGGGCGCCGAAACGCCAUUACCUUUAUUGUGUGCCCCAAAGCUCUUGCCCGAGCUUCUCCGGUCUGGAAGAAGCUUCUCUACGGCGGUUUCGCAGAGUCCGUACAGCCAGACAAAGCUGGUGGUGAGAAAUGGACCGUCGCCCUUCCCGAUGAUGACCCGAAGAUAUUGCGAGUGAUUCUAGAUAUCAUACAUUAUCAUUUCGAUCGCGUCCCCGGCCGGGUUGGUUUUGAAGAUGAAAACGAAACCUCCGGAAAAACUAUCACCUUCUCUAACUUGUACAAACUCACUAAAUGGGAAGAUGACCUAUUCAAAAAUGGUCACCUCGGAUCCCUAAACAAUGCAGACGUGGAGCGUCUAGCUUGGGUCUCCUGGGAACUGGGGUAUAAGCUUAAGUUCCAAAUUGUCGCCAAAUACCUAAUCAAGAACUCUACCACCACCCCUGCAGGUAUAUUACGACAGGGAUCAGGACCGCGAUUAUUUUCCGAUAUUCUCGAGCCAGGAGAUUUGUAUAAUAUUAUUCGAAUGGAUCGGCUAGCGGCUAUUCGGGAUCUGCCAACUGAGACCCUCUGUGAAGACCGUGAUGAUGCUUGCGAGGCCGCGAUGCUUGGAGUUAUCAUCCGAUCACUCUCAGAAAUGGAUCUUUGGCCUAUUCCCAAGCCCGGAGCAGUUUGUACUAGCUUAGUGACUUUGGCAGAUACUCUCGCGGGCCUGGAUUCGGCAAGUCCUCUAUUCAAUCAUGACUGCGAUGCUCUACAAGAGUUAGGUCAUGUAACUGGGGUCGGGGUGUUCUACCCUUCAUUGAGUAAAUCAAUGUUAGAACAUCUCGAAGCACAGGCAAGGAAGACAGGGUUGUCGAACGCGUAG
This is a messenger RNA of Hypoxylon trugodes, 975 nucleotides long. RefSeq lists its product as uncharacterized. Bases 1 to 975 code for a protein of 324 amino acids. Lineage: Eukaryota; Fungi; Ascomycota; Sordariomycetes; Xylariales; Hypoxylaceae. The transcript has 4 exons. The record is from RefSeq and is a predicted model, not a curated record.